AAAACAGCUGCGAUCCUGUAUAGUUUUCUUUUUAUUCAUAGCAGAUGUGAUACUGAUCAAAACAACGUUUUUGAAAAUAAAACGAUGUAAAAAGAUUAACUGAAUUCUGCAUUCUAAUCUUUUAUCAAUGAAAUUUAAAAGUUUUAAAUGUGCAAUCGCCAGGGGGACAUUUUAAUCUCUUCAAGUAGACGUGAAUUAGCGAUGGAUGACAACUUGAUACUGUGAGGUUGUGAACAGGUAAAUUCUAGUGAGAUGGUCUUUAUAAGCAAGGAAGGUGACAACUUUUUCUACCACAGAAUAAAGAAUGAAACCUUUUACGGAAUCCUUAUGAUUGUAUUUGGAGCUAUAGUACUGGUUCUUGUUCUGUAUUUAAUUACAAAAAUGUGUGCAUGCGAUGAUGACGAUGAACACACGAGUAAAGGUCCUCAACCUUUCCCGGGGAAUCCCAUUUUCGCUCACGAGCUUACCCCUGGUACAAUAGUGUUACAGAGUGCUAAUGGUGAAUACUUCCGCAUUCUACAUGAGUACAGUUCAACGCAUAAUGACAACACAACUUGUAGGACCGACAGAUCCUCUACUUUUGCCUAUCCUGAUACCGGUAAAGGUAGAAUGGAACAUGAACGAAUACAAAGAACACCAACAGCACCUGCUUUUGAUAAUGACAUGGUUACGAAUACUCAUAAUACAGUUAUGAUUCAGCCUCCGCCCUACAACUCUUCAUGGAGAUGAAUAAAUUUGGACACAUACUUUGCAGUAGUGUUUAUUACGCAAUUUAAGUAUUUUGAUCUUGUUCAUAUGACAAUAAACCAAAUAAUGUUGCCUGCUAAUGAAAAUAGUAUCAACAACUAUUCUGCGUAUGUACUCUGUCUUGUAUUUAUGACAUAGAAAGUUAAAAUGUAAAAAUCCCUCCUAGGUCAUGGUAUAAAGCAUUGUCCAAAAUACGUGUUGUUGUG
Molecule: messenger RNA, 953 nt
Organism: Magallana angulata
Lineage: Eukaryota; Metazoa; Mollusca; Bivalvia; Ostreida; Ostreidae
Exons: 3
Coding region: 253-729 (158 amino acids)
Source: RefSeq, a predicted model, not a curated record